GACGACGGUGUUGUUCUCCUGGGCCCCGCGUGUAGAACCGUUAGGUCGAAACAAAUUCGGCGUCGGUCGGUGAUCUUAAAACCCAAAACUGGACGAACCAGGGUUAAUAUGGCACUGUACCAUUACCGUGGUAGUUAACGUGACCACUUAGGAGAGAGAAACAAGAGAGAGAGAGAGGGUUUUGUUGUGGAAUUCGAAAGGUGUAUAAACAGAUAUACUCUGACAACUGCUGCUGAGUUCUUGCCUCCUUUAAGCGUACAAAGACACAGAGAGGGUUUCGAUCUUUUCUUUCUUCUGUCUUCGUUGUAAAGACUGAUUGAUUCUAAGGUUCAACAAAACCGAUACCGGACUUUUCAAUGGGAGUCCUGGUUACACGGUUGCUUCGUGUGUUUCUUAAAAGUUAAACCAUCAAACAAUCGUGAUUUUGGCGUUAAUGCCAAGGUGAAAUUCGUGUGUGAUUACGUUGAGAAGAAGCAGAGCACAACCGGAUUGAGGAGAUUGUGAUAUCCUCCUCUGGUGCAUGAACGGAUAUAUUGCACAAAUUCCAUUGGAAAUGCAAGAGUCGAGCAUAGACACUGAUAAGUUGAGCUACGAAAUUUUUUCGAUCCUUGAAAGUAAGUUUCUCUUCGGCUAUGACGAUCAAAAGCUCUGGUUGACCAAACAGAUCCCUCUGCCGGUGGCGGAAUCAAAACUGACCGAAACGGUCGUUGUUGAUAACAGCGUCUCGGCUAUCAAGAACCAGAGGGGGAAAAUCUGCGUACUCAGCAUCGAUGGAGGCGGUAUGGGAGGGAUUCUAUCAGGGAAAGCUUUGGCAUACCUAGAACACGCUCUAAAGGCCAAGUCCAGUAAUCCUGACGCAAGAAUCGCAGAUUAUUUUGACGUCGCAGCAGGGACUGGUAUCGGCGGCAUAUUCACGUCGAUGCUGUUUGGCACCAAAGAUCAUAACCGCCCGAUUUUCAAGGCAGAUGACACGUGGCGUUUCCUGGCUGAUCAGGGGACAUUUUACCGUUCCGGUUCUGGUGGUUUCUUGAAGCGGCUUAUAAAAGGUACCGGCUCGACCAGGUCGUCCACCGCCGGUUUAGAGAAAGCGGUGAAGGAAGCGUUCACUGACAAGGGCCGCAGUCUGACUCUCAAGGACACGUUGAAACCGGUAUUAAUCCCAUGCUUCGACCUAUCGAGUACGGCGCCGUUUUUGUUCUCCCGAGCCGACGCGUUAGAAACGGACAGUUUCGACUUUCGCCUCUGGGAGGUCUGCCGGGCGACAUCAGCCGAACCGGGGCAGUUCGAACCGGCUUUGAUGCGGUCGGUGGAUGGACGGACAAGUUGCGUGGCGGUUGACGGUGGUCUUUCUAUGGGUAACCCCACCGCCGCCGCAAUUACUCACGUGUUGCAUAACAAGCAGGAGUUUCCAUUUGUGAGAGGAGUUGAGGACUUGUUGGUGCUGUCUCUCGGAACAGGUCAGCUAGUCGAGGUUAGCUUUGAAUACGAACAGGUCAAGAACUGGAAGGCCAAAGACUGGGCUCGACCAAUUGCUCGAAUAUCUGGUGAUGGCUCCGCUGACUCAGUGGACCAGGCGGUGGCCAUGGCGUUCGGUCAUUGUAGGAGCAGUAACUACGUGCGUAUUCAGGCCAAUGGUUUGAGCUUGGGCAGGUGUGGACACAAUGUGGAAACAGAUCCUAGCCCUGGCAAUGUGAAGAUGCUAAUAGGAGCUGCUGAGGAAAUGCUUAAGCAGAAGAAUGUGGAGUCGGUGCUCUUUGGUGGCAAAAGGAUUGGAGAGCAAAGCAAUUUCGAAAAACUUGAUUGGUUUGCUGGAGAACUUGUGCUGGAGCAUCAGAGGAGGAGCUGCAGAAUUGCUCCCACUGUCGCUUUCAAGCAAGCUACCUCAAAGCCCUCCUAAACUGGAUUUGUUAAAUACCUGAAACCAACCCCAAGAGGCAAAAGGUAAGCCUCCUCUUUUCCAUGCACAAUUGAAUCACAUUAAUACAAUCCUGUCUGUUUGAAGAAAGCGUCUAACUGGACCCAGUUUGAAUGAAAAUGAUUAGAUGCAACCUCUCUUAAUAUAAUAUAGGAAUGAUUUUCUUUUUAUAAAUUCAAUUCUUUGAAAAGUCCCUAUCUAUUGAUAGAAAGGAAAAAAAAACUACCAAACAGAAGUUAUUGGAAUUGUCAUCUAGUGUACACCUGUUUGUUUUGUUUGUCUUGUCAUUUUCUCGUUGAUUCAGGAAAAAAAAAACUCUUCUAACAACCGGUAGUUCUACUUGGUUUUUAUAAUGUUGUUUUAACAGACACUUGAGAUUAAAGGAACUUAUUGUGUUUUAUAGACGUGGGAAAAGACAGACCCCUAUUGUUGUCGGCCCACCGACAUUGAAUAAUGAAAUUUAGAUAGGGGAUAGUAUGCUCUUUUGGAUAAAUAACCACAAAAGGUUUUUGAUAGGGCAUUUUAGUCAUCCAGUAAAACAAAUCAUUGUGAACAUAUUUUGUUUGACUGUGAAGGCAAAGUUCAAGACCAUCUUUUGCUUUUCAUAGCCAAGAAAAUCAUACCUUAUUUUCUUUUAGGGCAAUUUUUAUAACUUGAUUGCAGCAUUUCAUGAUUUAAAUUUGUCCUGCAAUUUGUUUUUCACGAAUCCAUCAUGAUUUUAGUUGUUCUUUAUGCUGUCUCCUUCACCCUUCAGACAGUUUUUCUACUUCUUGUUUGGUGAAUUACUAGAAUUGUUCUCCUCUUUGUUAAGCAAGGCUUUUGAAUGCCGCAAUAAGAAAUAAGCAACAACUUCAUUCUAUUUAAUGGGUUUUCUGAGGCGGACGAAUAAUUCAAAUAUAUUUGGAACUUCA
Messenger RNA from Tripterygium wilfordii, 2826 nucleotides. RefSeq names its product patatin-like protein 6. Gene Ontology annotation, biological process: lipid metabolic process. Lineage: Eukaryota; Viridiplantae; Streptophyta; Magnoliopsida; Celastrales; Celastraceae. The record is from RefSeq and is a predicted model, not a curated record.